Molecule: messenger RNA, 2241 nt
Organism: Symbiodinium sp. CCMP2456
Lineage: Eukaryota; Dinophyceae; Suessiales; Symbiodiniaceae
Source: the annotation of a GenBank genome assembly
AUGCCUACUACCGUCCUGCUGGCGGACGACCACCCGGCGCUGCGCGCCGGGUUGCGCGCCUGGUUCGCCGACUCGCCGAUCGAAAUCGUCGGCGAGGCCGAGAAUGGCGCGCAAGCGCAACAGCUCGUUGAAGAGCUGCGGCCUCAAGUGCUGCUCCUCGAGGUGCUGCUGCCCGGUGUCGAUGGUUUGCAGUGCCUCGCCAAGUUACGUGACGCGGGGAUCGAGACCCCGGUCCUGUACUACACCGCCCACACGAAUCCAACGUACGCGGCCAGGGCCUCCGCCCUCGGCGCCGCCGGGUUCUUGCCGAAGUCGACGAGCCGCGAGGAGCUCACGGCCGCGAUCACGACGAUCGCCUCGGGCGGCACGAGUUGGCCCAGCGACCUGGCGCGCCGGCUCAGCGGCCCGGCGGCGACGUCGCAGUCGCUCAACGGCGUGGCCUCUCCGCUCACGGCCCGCGAGGACGAGGUGCUCAAGCAGCUCGCCUUCGGCCUCAGCAACAAAGAGAUCGCGCAGGCGCUAGGGAUCAGCUAUGAGACGGUCAAGGAGCACGUCCAGCACAUCUUGCGGAAGCUGAACGUCGCCGACCGCACCCAAGCUGAGUCUUUCUGCGGGAGACCGCCCUGCCCCUUUAGCCGACGAGCACCGUUGCCCGACACCGUUGCGAGCGUCGAAUCGUACCGCGAGCUCUUGCAGCAGACGCGCGAGCUGUACGUCUCCAGCGCUCAGCAGAUCGUUCGCGAGCAUCCCGAGCUGGUUCCGGCUGGCGGUGAUUAUGUCGAGCUGCUCGAUGACCUGCACCGCGGCCUCGUGAUGCGGGUCUACCUGAUGGUCUGCAAAGCGGACCACCAUUGGACCGCGGGCGAGACCCAGCUUGGCGUCGAACUGGCGGAGCACCUCUGGGGCCGCCGCCUGCGCGGCGCCGAACUCAACGGCAUGCUUUCCCAUGCCGCCAGGAAGGUCGAAGAGCUGCCGUGGGAGACGCUCGUCCGGCCGUUCGCGAAGCUCGCCCCGUUACGCGACCGCGCGGCGGACCUCGAGACGCUCGUCGUCCGGCAGUCGAACAUCGUCGCCCGAAUCGACGGCGUCGUCGCGGCAAGCGAGCUGGCGGCGAUCAAGACGAUCACCAAGCAGCUCGAGAAGUGCUUGGCGACAUCUCAGCAUACUUCGAAAGAAAGUCCGGAAUCGCUGACACGGAUUGAGACGCCAAGCCCGCUGCCGGGGCCAUCCCCGACCGCGACGACGACCGCAAAGCCGCCGCCUAGCGACCGGUCGCUCGAAGACGUGAUGGCGGAGAUCGAUUCCCUGGUGGGGUUGCGUUCGGCGAAGCACGAGCUGCGAUCGCUGGCGAACUACAUCGCCUUGCAGCAGCGCCGCUCGGCGGCGGGACUUCCCGCGACCGAGAUCAGCCUACACCUGGUGUUCACCGGCAAUCCCGGCACCGGAAAGACGACGGUCGCCCGGCUCUUCGGCGAGGCGAUGCGGGCGAUGGGCGUCUUGCCGGCGGGGCAGCUGAUUGAAACCGACCGCUCGGGUCUCGUCGCCGAGUUCGCCGGGCAAACGGGCCCAAAGACCAACCGCAAGAUCGACGAAGCCCUCGGCGGCGUCUUGUUCAUCGACGAAGCCUACAGCCUCGCCGACGCCGAUUCGCCCGACGCCUACGGCCGCGAGGCGCUGCAGACGCUGCUCAAGCGGGCUGAGGACGACCGCGCGCAGCUUUCGGUCGUCCUCGCCGGUUACCCCGACGAGAUGACGCGGCUGCUAGAGACCAACCCGGGGCUGGCGUCGCGGUUCUCACGCACGCUGCACUUCGACGACUACGACCCGGUCGAGCUGUGCCAGAUCUUCGGCCGGCUGAUGGAUGUGCACCACUACCGCCUGACGCGCGACGCCCGCCGCCGGGUAGUUGAAGCGGUCCACGGGAUGCACUGCCAGCGCGACCGCCAGUUCGGCAACGGCCGAGCCGUUCGGAACCUCUUCGAGAAAGCGAUCCUAAGGAUGGCGAACCGCUUGGCGACCAUCGCCGAGCUAUCCGACGAGGGACUCGUCACCUUCGAAGCCGACGACAUCCCGUGGGACGCGGGGCUGGGUGAGCCGGUGGCUCAGGCGAGCGUUCGCGUCGCGUGCCCCUCCUGCGGGCUCACCAAGACGGCGGACGCCGGCGUCCUCGGCGCCGCGGUAAAGUGCCCGCAAUGCGGCUGCCGCUUCGAGGUCGAGUGGUGCGGACUCGCUGACGAUUAG